AUUAUUCUUUGCUGCUUAUGGCAACCCGCGCCAACGCCCGCUCUGGGAAAGGCUAGCCGUUGCCCCUCCUCCCCCUUUCUUCCUGAUCCCUCAACGUUCGAGUUCAAGAUCCCCACUUUAUAGUUCCUCCGCCUUCUCCCUCUUAUCCUCAUCUGCGCGCGAUCGAUCGAGUUCUUACGAAAUCACAGUCAUGGCGACUCCCGCAAGGAGAUCCCCAGCCCCUAGAUGCCAAGCCGCGGGGUUACGGAAGCUCUCGGAGAACGUACACCCCAAUUUCCUUAUCUCGACUCCGCGGCGGAGGCCGCCGUCUAAGCCUCCCGCAGCGAAUCCGGAUAAGCGUAUUGAGUUGAGCCCCAAAAGUUCUGCCUUUGUCACUCCGAAAAAGAAGAGCUUUUUGACUCCGCAGAAGCCUUUGGAGCCCAAGAAGUGCCCCGAGGAAGGGGGAAGAAGAAGAAAUGCGGAGAGGAGCACCGAUCGCGAUGUGGACGAGAAGGGUUCGGAAGGGAGUUCGAAGGCGAACGCGAUGAGGCGAUUGAUACUGGAGGAGGCCAUGAGCAGUUUACCGGCGCACGGGGCCGGGCGGGUUAUGUACCUGGUGAAGACUUUUGAGAGGCUUCUGUCGAUUCACAGGGAGGCCGAAGGGAGGAGAGGAGGAAGGGAAGACACGAUAAAGGUCAAGAAUUGGGCAUUACCCGGCAUGGAUUUACGCCUCAAGGUCAAGGCCAGUGGAUUCUCCCUUUCGCCAGUUCCGUGUUCGGAAGAAUGCCUAACUGGAGAUUACCCAGAAGGAGGUUCUGCCGAGGAUAGCAGAGCAAUGGUUCGUCAAGAAGAAGCAGGAAUAAAAGACUAAAAGUGAAAAGCCAGCUGCCAUUCAAAUUGAGGACGGAGAUAUCAUAAAACUAAUGCUUUGGUUCUUUUCCUUCAUUGAUAAGGCUCGGCAGCAUUAAAAAAAAAAAAAAAUGCUUUUGUGACUUCCCAACUGGAUGAAGCAUAACUGAGUUCAUUGGCAAUUAGCAAAGAGGAAGGUACAAGGAAGAACAAUUUAUCAAGAAAGUGAAGGAAAUGCUUAUGGAAGAGGAGAAACAACGCAUACCUAUUGCACAAGGGCUCCCCUGGACUAGGAAGAACCUGAGGUGUGCUUACAAAUAAUUCUUCUCUUUUCCUUCCCCAUUAACAAAAUUAUCUUUGACUUCAAUAUGAGGCAGAACUUACUAGGCAACCCAAGGAAUGUGCCAUUUUAGUUGUUAUUCGCCAUUUUGAUCAAUCUGCUUCAUCCCAUUUUUGUUUCUGAAAUCAACUUCAAUUUCUUACUUCUCAAUCCUUGAUUGAUGCAGUCAAAUUUAAAGCUGACCAAGUUAUCAUGUAUGUUAGAUUCCAGCAAAGCCUCCUACAAAGGAACCAACAGAGCCACUUGAUGUUGUCCUCCACAGCCCUGAAGCUGACCAAGUUUUUUAACAUUAUUUCUUACCAAUUAAAUUUAUUCUCUGAUAAACAUAUUCUAUGUA
This is a messenger RNA of Zingiber officinale, 1505 nucleotides long. RefSeq lists its product as uncharacterized. The coding region runs from base 191 to 850 and encodes 219 amino acids. The transcript has 3 exons. The record is from RefSeq and is a predicted model, not a curated record. NCBI's taxonomy places the organism in Eukaryota, Viridiplantae, Streptophyta, Magnoliopsida, Zingiberales, Zingiberaceae.